AACGCGACGCCUCGCCGACCCCCCACGCCCUUCUCCUUCCUAGUCGCUGGCUCGCGACUCAGUUGGAACGAGCGAAAUGGCUCUUGUGGUCGUGGAAUAUUCUUCUGUCGAAGUGAUUUGCUUUUGGAAAUCAUCAGGAACCGUACCGUCCCGAGUUAAGCGAAGAUCUUGCGAACGUUGAGUAGUGCGAAGUGUAUCGGAACUUUCGUGUCAUGCUGGAAGAAAAUCCUAAAAUGGUGUGUGAAGUUGGCCCUGUGCGCACAACGUGGGAAUCUAGGGAGAGGAGAAAACGCCAUCGUCGAGGGAAGAAGCGGCACUCAGGCAGAACCUUGGCGGUGCACCCGCCUGACCUGCAUUUGAGUAAGUCUGGCGGGGAAAGGGGAACUGAUGAGGACUCAUUUGAGUCAGGGUCAGAGAUGAGUCUUUUGGGUUCUCUUACCCCCAAACAUGUAGGCAACCAUCGUCCCUCUCAGCCAUCUUUAAGACCUGUCAUCGUCCCCAAAGCCCCUGAGAACUCCACACAGUUCUUGAUUGACGAUCACGAAGAUUCCACCCAAUUCUUUAAUUUUGAGGACAGUUAUAAGUCACCAACUUGGUGUGGGCCUAUGGAUGAUCCUGAUGCCUACUUUCCUGCUGAUUGUAAUGAAGAUGAGGAUGCGUUCAGUCAAAUGUAUUACAUGCGAGAUUUUGAGUCGGAGUACCAAAGUGCUAGGGAAGAAGUGCUGUUGGAUUGGAGUAGAGAAAGACUAUUUGAAGAAAUACAAAAAUUGGAGAGGAAGGCUCGGACAUAUGAAGAACUUCUCAGCAUGCAAGACCCAUACAAAACCCUUGCAAGUCUUCAAGAGCAACUUAUUCAUCUUCAAGAAGAGAACAGGCAGUUGCAAGCUGCACUGAGAUCAGAUCGCAGUAGCAGUAAUUCUACUUCUGACGAAGAGGUCAGUCCUUGCAGACGUCAGCGUGCUGAUACAGCGUCAGAUCUGGUCAUGGUCGUUGCUCCUCUGUCUCUUCAAGAUGGAUCUUUCAAAGAUCAAAGUCAAUCUUUAAUUGAGACUCACCACUGUGCAGUGUCAGAGGUGGAAUCCUAAUAUUUCAUCUUCCAGUGCUUGAUGAAAUGUUAAGGCAAGUGUUGAACAAUGUACUGCUCUUGUGUAUAGUAUGCUGAAAGCAAAUGCAGACAGCCUUAACAAAAUGACUGCAAUGUGAUAUUCAUUCUGUACACUGCAAUGAACAAAAGAUGACGCUUAUUAUCUUGAUAAAUGUACAUAGCGGUACCUAAAAUGAAUGAAAAAAAUGGUCUCAUUGUUGAAACUUUGGAGUGGCUCACAUUCAUUCAAUGAUUUUUACCAAUUACACCUGUGAUUCUUAUUAGUUAUCUGACAUAUGUGAACAUACUUAGUAGGAUAGCUGUAUUUUAUUUUCAGUGUAUAUAUAUGUUAAGAAAAAUUGAAUAUUUUGUUCUAGUGCACCUAAUUAUAUAGCUUGUUUAGAUUAUCAAAAAUCUGCUGUGCCCUCUGCUUGAUUUGUGCUUAUUUGAGCCUAAACAUAAAGACAAGAUAUUUCUUUUGUUGUAUCCUGAGCUGAUCUGCAGAUGAGGAGGUUCUGAAACUCAUCUCAUAAUAAUUUGCCAUGACCUGUUUUUUUCCUCCUUGUUUUAACGUGUUAGUUUCAUGUAAUAUUUUGAUUUAAAAGCAAAGUUAAGUUUCAUUACUUGUCUUCAAUUACAAAAUUUGGAAUUUCAUCAACUUAGCUUUCAUGUCGAAUAACUUCAAGCCAAAAAUAAAAAAAAGAACCUUUGAUUUCAGUAUUGACAAUAACAUGUAAGAUUGGCCAUAUUCUGUUAGUCAGUUUACAUAUUACAUUAUAAUGUGAAGAGACUGAUCAUUGUAAAUUAUUUAUUUAUUUUUCAAAACAAAACCUACAAAAAAAAAAAAUGAUUUGCAAGAAUGUACCUGUGUAACAGUUAUGUACUUGUAUGGAAAUCAUGCUAAAUUUCUCAUGACUUUUGUGGUUGUGUGCGCUGUCAAAGUUGUGAAGUGCCGGCAAACCUGCAUUUAAAAUUUUAUUCUAUCUUCUUUGAUCUGCAACUUUCAAUUUGUUUCCUUAGGGUAGGAGUUGUCCUGUAGUAUUUUAAUUAAAAUGGAAGAUUGGUGGUCUGUGAUGCAGUAGUCUUAGUUUUAGUCCUUACCUUCUUCAUUUAUAUAUUUAAUUGGCUAUAAUUCUAUUGCUGUGGACAUUACCAUGUUUUUCAUACCAAAUUCUACCUGUACCGCCUGUCUUUAAUUAUUUUAAAUUCAUGAAAGGUUUCGAAGUUUUCCGUUCCCAGGCAUUGAUGAUAGAAAUAAGUGAAGAUGCUAGCACUUACAGCAUAUUUUGUUGUGAAAAUUGUCUACACUUGUUUCUUGCUGUUUCUUAUAGGUUUACUGAGUAUAAAAUUUUGUUUCUACAUGUUUGUUAAGCACAGAUGUUUUAAAUCCCAGUGUGCUUUUGAUUUCUGUGCAUUUAUGAUCUUUGUGGAGUAUAUCCUUCAGACUUUUGAAUGAGAGUGUAUCACCUUUUAUUACCUUUGUUUUAAUUUUAGAAGCUUUUCUUAACCCUCAAUUACAAAUUACUUUGCAUCACAUUUUCUUUUGCAGCAUUAAUCAUACCAAAUUGAUGUUAGAAAUGCAUGUCACUAUUGAACUUUAUGGCCCCAUACCUUUAGUUUAUGUUUGCAUGUUGGAUGGACAGCUACCAGUAAUACGAACUGCGUUCUUUACGAGUGUCGUCUAUUCAGGGUUUUAGAUAGGUGGGUAAAUGAGUGAUAUAGCACAAAAUUCUUCUUGUCAUCUUCACAAAACAAUUUGUGGCAUGUGUUUAUCUGUGGUAGUGUUCUGGGUUUGCGUUCUCUAUCUUCCUCUGUUCUUUCAUAUUUGAUCUUUCUCAGUGAUAAAUUGGACUUUGUUACCCCAUCUUAAAAAGUUUAAUGUGCAAAAAGCGGUGUACAUAAUUUGUAUAAAUAUAAGUGAAAGGAUACAUGUUACAUACAUAUUGUUUGGGUAAGGACUAUGUUAUUUAGAUUUGGAUCCCUAUAUUUUAAGUGUGAGACCUUUUAAUAAUAAACAUAGAUGUGUUCA
Molecule: messenger RNA, 3113 nt
Organism: Frankliniella occidentalis (western flower thrips)
Lineage: Eukaryota; Metazoa; Arthropoda; Insecta; Thysanoptera; Thripidae
Exons: 2
Coding region: 213-1085 (290 amino acids)
Biological process (GO): negative regulation of transcription by RNA polymerase II; negative regulation of cyclin-dependent protein serine/threonine kinase activity
Cellular component (GO): nucleoplasm; nucleus; cytoplasm
Molecular function (GO): cyclin-dependent protein serine/threonine kinase inhibitor activity; 7SK snRNA binding
Source: RefSeq, a predicted model, not a curated record